CUGCUCUAUUGUUUGUAGCUCUGUGGGUCCCAAGUGUCGCCGUGACGUCAUCCCCGAGGGCCGGGCGCUGCGUGGCUGCAGCCGUUGCUAAGAGACGGUUGAGGCAGAGAGAGAGGGGCGAGGAUGCAGCUGCGGCACGUCCGGACCCUCCUGGCGCCUCAGGACGGGGCGUCGCGGGUGACCUGCCUGGCCUGGGCCCCGAACAACGCGCGCUUCGCCGUCUGCACCGUGGAGCGCGUGGUGCUCCUCUACGACGAACACGGCGAGCGCCGGGACAAGUUCUCCACGAAGCCCAUCGACCCCAAGUUCGGGCGGAAGAGCUACACGGUGAAGGGGCUGGCCUUCUGCCCGGACUCCACCAAGAUCGCCAUCGGCCAGAGCGACAACAUCAUCUUCGUCUACAAGAUCGGGGAGGAAUGGGGAGACAAGAAGGUGAUCUGCAACAAGUUCAUCCAGACGAGCGCCGUCACGUGCCUCCUGUGGCCGGAGGAGAACACCAUCGUCUUUGGGCUGGCGGACGGCAAGAUCCGCCUGGCAAACCCCAAGACCAACAAGUCCUCCACCCUUUACGGGACGGACUCCUACGUGGUGUCGCUGGCCUCCAAUGUCUCAGGGAAGGGGUUUCUGUCGGGACACGCAGAUGGAACCAUUGUGCGCUACUUCUUUGAUGAUGAAGGCUCAGGGGAGUCCCAGGGCAAGUUGGCGGUGCAUCCAUGUCCCCCUUAUGCCUUGGCUUGGGCCUCUAACAGCAUUGUGGUUGCGGGUUGUGACAAGAAGAUUGUGGCCUAUGGGAGGGAGGGUCACGUCAUCCAGACCUUCGACUACAGCCGAGACACUUCUGAGAAGGAGUUCACGGUGGCGGCAGCCAGCCCAGGAGGCCAGUCUGUGGUCAUUGGCAGUUUUGACAGGUUGCGAGUGCUGAACUGGAGCCCGCGCCGAAGCGCCUGGGAAGAAGCCAAGCCGAAGGAGAUCCCCCACCUCUACACCAUCACUGCUUUGGCCUGGAAACGGGACGGAUCGCGGCUUUGUGCCGGCACUCUCUGUGGCGGAGUGGAGCAGUUUGACUGUUGCCUACGGAGGAGCAUUUACAAAAACAAGUUUGAGAUGGCGUACGUGGGGCCCAGCCAGGUCAUUGUGAAGAAUCUCUCCACGGGGGUGCGGAUAGUGCUGAAGUCUAACUAUGGCUAUGAAAUUGAUGAGGUGAAGAUCCUGGGCAAGGAGCGCUACCUAGUGGCCCACACUUCAGACACCCUUCUCCUGGGAGACAUGACUUGCAACAAGCUCAUGGAGGUGCCCUGGCAAGGAUCCGGUGGGAAUGAGAAGUUUUUCUUUGACAACGAGAAUGUCUGCAUGAUCUUCAAUGCUGGGGAGCUGACCCUGGUGGAGUAUGGGAACGAUGAUAUCCUGGGCUCCGUGCGGACAGAGUUCAUGAACCCUCAUCUCAUCAGUGUCCGUAUCAAUGAGAGGAGGCAGCAGGGGUCUGAGGAAAACAAGCGCCUGGCCUACCUGGUGGACAUCAAGACCAUUGCGGCCGUGGACCUUGUGGCAAGCUGCAACAUUGGCACCGUCAGCCACGACAGCAAAAUCGACUGGCUGGAGCUCAACGAGACGGGACGCAAGUUGCUCUUCCGGGACAAGAAAAUGAAACUGCACCUCUAUGACAUCGAGAGUGCCACCAAGACCACCAUUCUGAGCUAUUGCUCCUAUGUCCAGUGGGUCCCUGGGAGCGACGUAGUGGUCGCCCAGAACAGGAGCAACCUCUGCGUGUGGUACAACAUCGACACCCCCGAGCGAGUGACCAUGUUCCCCAUUAAGGGCGACAUUGUGGACCUGCAGCGGGACAAUGGGAAGACAGAGGUGAUUGUGACGGAGGGUAUGAACACCGUGUCUUACACUCUGGAUGAAGGGCUCAUUGAGUUUGGCACAGCCAUUGAUGACCGCGACUACCACAGGGCUGUGGUCUACCUGGAGACCCUGGAGAUGUCUGACGAGACUGAGGCCAUGUGGAAGACUCUCAGCCGACUGGCGUUGGAAGCCAAGCAACUGCACAUUGCAGAGAGGUGUUUUGCUGCUCUGGGAAAUAUGCCCAAAGUCCGGUUCCUCCACGAGACCAAUGAGAUUGCGGACCAAGCAGCCAGGGAGUAUGGAGGGGAUGGCACUGACUACUACCAGGUCCGGGUCCGCCUUGCCAUGCUGGAGAAGAACUACAAGCUGGCAGAGAUGAUUUUCCUAGAGCAGAAUGCAGUGGAGGAGGCCAUGGAGAUGUACCAGGAGCUGCACAUGUGGGAAGAGUGCAUUGCGGUGGCAGAGGCCAAAAGCCACCCAAUGCUGGAGAAGCUGCGCCAGGGCUACUAUGAGUGGCUGCUGCAGAGCCAGCAGGAGGAGCGGGCCGCCGAGGUGCAGCAGGGCCAGGGGGACCUGCAGGCGGCCAUCAGCCUCUACCUGAAGGCAGGGUUGCCGGCCAAAGCGGCACAGCUGGUGGUGGGCCGGGAGGAGCUGCUGAGCAACAUGGACCUCGUCAACCGCAUUGCCACUGCCCUCCUGCGGGGAGAGCUCUUUGAGCAGGCUGGAGAGCUCUUUGAAAAAAUCCAGAAUCCACAGAGGGCGCUGGAGUGCUAUCGCAAGGGGAGCUCCUUCCUGAAAGCAGUGGAGCUGGCACGCUCAGCCUUCCCAGCAGAGGUGGUCAAACUGGAGGAGGCCUGGGGUGACCACCUGGUGCAGCAGAAGCAGCUGGACGCUGCCAUCAACCACUAUAUCGAGGCCCGGUGUGCCAUCAAGGCCAUUGAAGCAGCCAUUGGUGCCCGGCAGUGGAAGAAAGCCAUUUACAUCCUGGACAUGCAGGACCAGAAGAUAGCCACCAAAUAUUACCCCAGGAUUGCCCAGCACUACGCAGCCCUGCAGGAGUAUGAGAUUGCAGAGGAGCUCUACGUCAAGGGAGACUGCAUCAAGGAGGCCAUCGACAUGUACACCCAGGCCGGGCUCUGGGAACAGGCACAUAAGCUGGCAUCCAAGUGCAUGCGGCCAGAAGACGUCUCCACCCUGUACAUCACACGGGCUCAGGAGAUGGAGCGCCAGGGCAAGUACAAGGAGGCCGAGAGGCUGUACAUCACAGUGGAUGAGCCGGACUUGGCCAUCACCAUGUACAAGAAGUGCAAGAAGUAUGAGGAGAUGCUGCGCCUGCUGGCCAGGUACCACAAGGACUUGCUGGGCAACACACACCUCCACCUUGGCAAGGAGCUAGAGGCUGAGGGGCGUUUGCAGGAAGCUGAAUACCACUACCUGGAAGCCAAGGACUGGAAGGCGGCGGUCAACAUGUUCCGUCUGAACAACAUGUGGGAUGAGGCCUACCGGGUGGCCAAGGCUCAUGGGGGGGCCAGUGCCCACAGGCACGUGGCUUUCCUGUGGGCAAGGAGCCUUGGUGGGGAGGCAGCUGUGAAGCUCCUCAACAAAUUUGGACUUCUGGAGAUGGCCAUCGACCAUGCAGCUAACAACAGCAUAUUUGACUUUGCCUUUGAGCUGGCCAGACUUUCCCUGAAGCAGAAGCUGCCGGAGAUCCACUACAAAUACGCUUCCUGCCUGGAAGAAGAGGGCAAGUUUGAAGAGGCAGAGGUUGAGUUUGUGAAAGCCGGGAAGCCCAAGGAAGCAGUUCUGAUGUAUGCCCAUGUCCAGAACUGGGGGGCGGCCCAGCGUGUGGCCGAGGCUCACGAUCCAGACAGCAUGGUGAUUGUGCUGGUGGGCCAGGCGGACAUUGCCUUCAAUCAGAAGGAUUUCCAGAAGGCGGAGGCCCUGCUUCUGCGUGCUCAGCGCCUGGACUUGGCUGUCAAGCACUACAAGGAGGCUGCCAUGUGGACGGAUGCCCUCCGGGUCUGCAAGGAGUACCUCCCUGGCGACCUGGAGGCCCUGCAGGAGGAGUAUGAGCAGGAGGUGGCCAAGAAGGGGCCCAGGGGCAUGGAGGGCUUCCUGGAGCAGGCACGCGAGUGGGAGCAGGCAGGCGAGUAUGCCCGGGCCGUGGACUGCUACCUGAAGGUGCAGGAUUUGAGCAGCAGAGCCAUGAUGGAGAAGUGCUGGAUGAAGGCGGCUGAGCUGGCCAUCAAGUUCCUUGGGCAGCCACGGAGCACGGAGGUGAUGCGAACAGUUGGGCCCCAGCUGGUCAGCAUCGGGAAAUUCAGUGUGGCAGCAGAACUGUACCUGAACCUGGACCUGAUCAAGGAAGCCAUUGACGCUUUCAUGGAGGGAGAGGAAUGGAACAAGGCCAAGCGGGUGGCCAAGGAGCUGGACCCCAGGUACGAGGAGUAUGUGGACCAGCACUACAAGAACUAUCUGAAGGACCAGGGCAAAGUGGACUCGCUGGUGGGUGUGGACGUCAUGGCUGCCCUGGACAUGUAUGUGGAACGGGAGCAAUGGGAGAAGUGCCUAGAGACUGCUGCCAAGCAGAAUUACAAGGUGCUCCACAAGUAUGUGGCUCUUUACGCCACGCACCUCAUCCGAGAGGGCAGCUGGGACAAAGCCCUGGGCCUCUAUGUCCAGCAUGGGGCCCCUGCCAAUGCCCAGAAUUUCAACAUUUAUAAGCGGCUCUUUGUGGAGAUGGUGAACGUGGGCAACAUGAACAGUGCAGAGGCCUACCACAGCUGGGCCGACCUGCGGGACGUCCUCUUCAACUUGUGUGAAAACCUUGUCAAGUCAAGCGAAGCAAACACACCUGCACACGAGGAGUUUGAAACCAUGCUGCUUGUUGCUCACUACUACGCCACACGCUCUGCAGCACAGAGCAUCAAGCAGCUGGACAGCGUGGCAGCCAAGCUCUCUAUCUCCCUCUUACGCCACACAGACAUUGUUCCUGCAGACAAAGCCUUUUAUGAAGCUGGGACGGCUGCCAAGGCUGUCGGUUGGGAGAACAUGGCCUUCAUCUUCCUGAACCGGUUCCUUGACCUGACGGAUGCGAUCGAGGAAGGCUCCCUGGAUGCCCUUGACCACUCCGACUUCCAGAAUACAGACAUCCCUUUCGAAGUGCCACUCCCAGCCAAGCAACACGUCUCCGAGGAGCAGCGCGAAGAGGUCCGCGACUGGGUCUUGACUGUCUCAAUGGACCAGCGGCUGGAGCAGGUGCUGCCCCAGGACGAGCGGGACACUUACGAGGCCUCCCUCGUGGCAGCCAGCACCGGUGUGCGCUCUAUGCCCUGCCUCAUCACCGGCUACCCUGUGCUGAGGAACAAAGUGGUGUUCAAGCACCCUGGGAAGGAGGCCAACAAGGAAAGCUGGAACAAGUUCCUGAUGGCGGUCAAGACAUCACAUAGCCCCUCCUGCCAGGAUGUCCUCAAGUUCAUCAGCCAGUUGUGCGGGGGUCUCCCCAGUUCCAACUUCUCUUUCCAGUGAAGUUCCAGCAGCCAGGCUCUGCAUCCUGGAAGCCUUGCUGUAUUUAUUUUCCUGGAUUAAAUUUUCUGUUUGUAUGCA
Sceloporus undulatus (fence lizard) is the source of this 5451-nucleotide messenger RNA. It is a transcript of the gene IFT172, whose product is annotated as intraflagellar transport 172. NCBI's taxonomy places the organism in Eukaryota, Metazoa, Chordata, Lepidosauria, Squamata, Phrynosomatidae. The record is from RefSeq and is a predicted model, not a curated record. Gene Ontology annotation, molecular function: protein binding. Gene Ontology annotation, biological process: intraciliary transport. Gene Ontology annotation, cellular component: axoneme; ciliary basal body; intraciliary transport particle B.